AUGAAGUUCAUUGCUGUUGUUGCCUCUCUGGCUACCAUUGCCUUUGCCGCCGACUCUUCCGUCGUGACGUGCCCUGACUGCAAGACCCCCGCCUCGACCAACGACAUGGUCACCCGCGAGCCCAUUCCCACCACCAGCUGCGACUCUCCUUCCCUGACGGUUGUCAAGACUGGUGCUGCUUCCAGCACCGGCGGCAUGAUGCCCGGCGGCAGCCAGACCGGCGGCAUGAACCCUGGCGGUAGCCAGACCGGCGGCCAGACCGGCAGCCCUACCUCGCCCCCUAUCACCGGUGGUGCUGGCCGCGUUGCCGGUGGCGCCCUGGCGGCUGUCGUCGCCGUUGUUGCCCUUCUGUAA
Akanthomyces muscarius is the source of this 354-nucleotide messenger RNA. RefSeq lists its product as uncharacterized. NCBI's taxonomy places the organism in Eukaryota, Fungi, Ascomycota, Sordariomycetes, Hypocreales, Cordycipitaceae. The transcript is spliced from 2 exons. The coding region runs from base 1 to 354 and encodes 117 amino acids. The record is from RefSeq and is a predicted model, not a curated record.